Lineus longissimus is the source of this 1047-nucleotide messenger RNA. RefSeq names its product putative nuclease HARBI1. The transcript is spliced from 3 exons. NCBI's taxonomy places the organism in Eukaryota, Metazoa, Nemertea, Pilidiophora, Heteronemertea, Lineidae. The record is from RefSeq and is a predicted model, not a curated record. Bases 113 to 1036 code for a protein of 307 amino acids.
CUUUCCAAAUAUUGCUUUAUUUCACGGUUUAUUUCCCAAUAAACAAACCAGACACAGUUCCACUGACAUAACUGAAAUUCAAUGAAUAACCGGCGAUUCAUUCGUCAGCCUGAUGUAUCUCUUCCGUAUAUCUGCCGUAACGAUAUCCCGUAUUGUGUCUGAAGUGUGCAAAGCCAUUUACGAGGCACUCAAGGAGGAAUUCCUGAAGUUUCCUUCCGACUCCGAUGAUUGGUUACAACUUGCUUCCGAAUUCUUUGAAAGGUGGAACUUCCCCCAAUGCAUCGGUGCCAUAGACGGAAAGCAUAUUACCAUGCAAGCUCCAGCAGCGUCUGGGAGUUUUUAUUUUAAUUACAAAGGCUUCCACAGUAUUGUGCUGAUGGCAUUGGUUGAUGCGAAAUACCGCUUUACGUUUGUCGACGUCGGAUGUAAUGGAAGGGUUGCUGACGGGGGCAUAUUCGGCAGGUGUUCAUUAUCUUCGGGUCUUGAGAACAAGACCCUUUGCCUACCAUCACCAAGGGUACUUCCAGGUCGAAAUAUGAAGGUACCAUUUGUAUUUGUGGCCGACGAUGCUUUUCCAUUGCGGGAAAACAUAAUGAAACCAUAUCCUCUGCGAGACAUUCCCGGUAGCAUGCGCAUCUUCAACUACCGACUUUCGAGAGCGCGUAGAAUCGUCGAAAAUGCAUUCGGCAUAAUGUCCAGCGUCUUCCGCAUAUUUCGAAAGCCGAUAGCUGUAGAUGCACAGAAAGCAGAGGAUAUCGUUUUGGCUUCCUGUGCAUUACAUAAUUUGAUGAUCACGAAGAAAGACUCGCGCGCACGCUACGCUCCACAUGGUACAGUCGAUAUGGAAGACAUGGCUACUGGUGUCAUUACCCCUGGAGCAUGGCGAAAAGAGGGCAUGCCAGCAAACAACCUGCUCCAAAUCGAGCCAUUCACAAGCAACCGUCAUGCUCAAACCCCACAAGACAUCCGCCACGAAUGUCGAGAGUACUUCCUCUCACCCCAGGGUGAGGUUUCGUGGCAGUACAAGUUCAUUUGAGGAAGCCGUCC